Cercospora beticola is the source of this 3031-nucleotide messenger RNA. RefSeq lists its product as uncharacterized. The record is from RefSeq and is a predicted model, not a curated record. Lineage: Eukaryota; Fungi; Ascomycota; Dothideomycetes; Mycosphaerellales; Mycosphaerellaceae.
AUCAAGGCACAUGAUGGCUUGAACUAUGCUAUCUAUACCCGCCGAGUCGCAGUGGGAGGAGGACUGCGCCCAGAGGCGAUGGAUCCCACGAGCAAAGAAGCAUGCAAUAUGUUGGUCCAAACAGGAUGCUUAUAGACAGUGCCCCCACUCACACAAAGACCGACGAUACUCCAGCGUCAAGGUAGGCAUUUCUCGUUCCUAUACCUCCAGUCUCGGGCGCCAGCAAUGUCGUGGCGCGUGGCUGUUCUAUUGGCCCCUCUCUGCGCGUCUGCCGUGUCUCUCAGAGCGCGUAAUGGCACAACCACGAAUACCACAAUUGCAUUGAGCAGCUCUUCAAGCUCCAGCAUUUCAACAACCACAACUGCACAUCUCGCCGACUUUAUUCUACAGGGCCUUGGUCAGACUAGUGGAGAGGAUGACGAUGGAGCGAAGACGGCGGAAUCUACCUCGAGCAGCACAGCAUCGUCUUCAGGCGCAAAUUCGAAUACAGACAGCUCCAGCAUCACUCCAGCAACGAUAACAGGAGCGAGCGCGACAGGGUCCCCAGACCGUCAAGCAUCAACGACAUCAACUACAUCAACAUCGCCAUCGUCAUCACCCUUUCCUACUCUCUCUAUUGCCAGGCAGAAUGGUACAAACUCACAUGGAAACGUUACAGCUUUUUCCAGUAUCACGACCGCCUCAACGCAAGAUUUCGCUGCCGCAAGCAGUUGUCAAACAGACCUAUUCUCCUGGCUGAAUGCUUCUCGCGCGUACAUAAGUCAGCAUGCAGCACAAACGAGCUACCACACCGAGUACUCUGAGACCGUUUGGACAUUGAAAUGGCCCACUUCUUUGGCCAGUAUCGGCGGCGGUGUAGCUGCUGCCAGUGUAACGACACUGUGUGACGGCAAUCCUAGGGUUGUUGGUUCAGGGCAAUAUCUAACGUGGAGCACCGUAACACGAGAGGUCUACACCGUGACAGAAACGCAUGUCUCUGGUCCUUAUCCGACGCCUGCUCCUUGCACUAUUGGCGCAGAGGAGUGUACACAAUUACAUGACUGGUACGAGACGGCAAAGCUGAAAGUCCUAUACGCCAACCAGACUUUGUACGAGCCGCCGUGCGCUACAUCCGGAACCGCCAUUCCCUCGGGGAAGAAAUCUUGUCAGCCACCAGUGGUGGAGGGUUGGGGAAACUUCACGAACGAGGUCAUGGCCGAACACGCGCAAUUACUGUACUGGCCUGUUCAGGUCAAAGAUCCCACCGACGACAGCCUACUCUGCUACAAGCCGAAUGAGGCCGGUGUCAUGCGAACAGCCGAGACAAUUCCCGGAACACGUACAGGAGACGGGCCGAACACGAUGAUUACAGAUGGUGUCACUAUCACAUCUCCUAUGAUCGCUAUGGUGUACACGAAUGUAGGCCGUGCAGAUGGGUGUGGACCGCAUAUCGCGAAAACAAUUCGCACUAUGCAGCCGGAGCACCUAUCAAGCAUUCGUCGCGCUCCUGACGGAGGAGCGCCUCGAUAUCCCUUCGACUAUAGCCAUCUGAACUGGUUGUGCGAUUCCGGAAAUGGAACUUACACGACGCAAUAUAUCCAGGAGGGCGAGCACUGCUACCAGAAUGUCCCAGCCGCGGCAUACUUCAAUGGUCCGCAAAAGUGGUUGCAGUACUUCACGAACACGGCUGCGGUGCGGGGAACAGAGGUCCAAAGCUGGACAAUUCUGAACGACUACGAGCCGUACAUUAUUGAGGAAGAAAGGUUCACCAAGGAGUUGCACGAGCUUUACGGUACUGAUGCGGGCUGGCUGCAAUUCGGCAUCUGGGACCCUCCUGUGGCACUCAUCCAACACACUGCAGCGGCGAAACCCACUCUUCCCGUUGGCUGGCCAGCGACUCCUACUGCAACGACUACUCAGAAGUAUGACCCGGUUUCGACGCCUGCGACUCCUGCGCAUCCAGUUGGAUCACAGCUCAGCGAGACCCCAAGCGCGGUGCCGGAUGUCAUCUCGCGGCCAAGCACUGGCGAUGAUGAUGACGAUAGCCGACCAGCACCUCCGCAACAGAAUGAAGGCAGCUCAUCAGCGCAACCGCAGCAAGGUGAGAAUCGCCCUGCAGGCAGCCCCAAUCGACCAUCGAAUGGCUCGAACAACUCUGGACCUGAGGACAAAGGCAAUUCGAAUGAUGAGGUGCCACGACCAUCACAUGCCCCAAUUUUCGGAAAUACGAAUGGCAAUCAGAAUUUUGGGCAACACGAGCAACAACCUCCAGCCCCAAUACUCGCGAUCGGCUCGAUCACCCUCACUCAGCAACCUGCAAAUCCUGUUGCUACCGGCGUUGUAUUCCAAGAUGCGAAGACAACGAUCACCAUUCAAGUACCAGCUUCAGGAGAAUCAGCCAAAGCCGUCACAAUCGAUUCGUGGACGCUGACACCCAGCACCGCACCCGGAGGAGAACACGUCUUCCAGAAUGCUGAAACAGCUUUCACAGUGCACGCAGCACCUCAAGCAAACCCCACACCAGAUGACAAUGCGCGCCCAGGGCAACCGGUCGCGAAUGCCCCAGCUCAGGCGCCCCCAGCGCAGACGCCUGCAGCCGUAAUGCAUGAGGCCAAUGAUAUUUUGACAUUGAAUUCCAUGACGCUUACAGCAAGUCCCGCUGCCGAUCAUGAGGUGCUCUUUAACGCGGUGACGACGAUCACGAUUCAUAUGGGAGAGGCAGCGACAGUGGAGUUCCAUGAGAUUAGCGCAGUGAUGAGUGAUGGUCUACCUCGACUUGCCGUCUCUUCGGUGAUGCAGAAGCAGAGCGAAACGAGGGUAGACGGAGUCGCAGCUGCUACUGCCGCGAGCAGCAGCUCUACAGUAUCGCAGGCCAGCGCAGCAACCAGUGAGGCACCAAGCGAGACCAGCACAGUCGGGAUACCCACUGGCGGCUCAGAACGUGCCAUCCCUUCUUUAACAAUCUGCAUCAUCUCCAUAGCCUUUGCAUGUCUUUUACUAUGAUAUCCCCAUAGCGUAUCUCAAAAAUCCAAACAACACCUUCAACCUCCAC